This is a messenger RNA of Baudoinia panamericana UAMH 10762, 576 nucleotides long. RefSeq lists its product as uncharacterized. The record is from RefSeq and is a predicted model, not a curated record. Bases 1 to 576 code for a protein of 191 amino acids. Lineage: Eukaryota; Fungi; Ascomycota; Dothideomycetes; Mycosphaerellales; Teratosphaeriaceae. The transcript has 2 exons.
AUGCGGACAACUACUGCACUAGCCCUGCUCUUGGCAUUUUUGUGUCAUCUGAGUUCCGGUGUCAGCCAGGAGCACACCGUAGACAUCUUCGCUUGGCCUGUAUCCGCAGUCAAGUCACAGUCCCUAGCCAGAAUCUCCUACAACUCCACGGCGGCGACCAUCAAGAGCUACACCCCUCUGUCCGUAGCAGACAAUGACGACGUUGUAAGAGUCGGCUUCUAUCAUCCAUCAGGGUCAUGGUCCGGCAUUGCAACCUCUGCAUCGAACCUUGCUCCAGGGAGGGACAAGAAGCUUCAAUUACACCUCAACAGUGACGGUGAGGUGUACCACCUCGGUUUCAAGACCUUGGAGUAUGGCACGAGCAGCAAGACCUCGAACAAGAAGGAUGAUUUGAGCGUGGAAGUAAUGAAGAUCAAACCCGGGCCUACUCCGCACUUGAACAAGCCUGUGGUUUUGAACCCAGACGGCACCGUGGGUGACAAGGAACCAGAAAAAACCUUCUUGCAGAAGUACUGGUGGGCCAUUGCUGGCUUCCUAGUACUGCAGCUCGUUAUGAACGGAGCCAAACAGGAGUAA